AAAUGACGUCAUGUAGAAUUCCUAAAAAAAUAAUUUUUUUAAUCUGGCAACACUAUACGUUAGAUCAGCGUGGUACACUAGAUGUUGAUAUUCUAGUAAACAUUCGUUGAAUGUUCUUUUUAGAGGUAAAUUGUGUUAGCAUAGUAUUAAAUAUUUAAAGCCGAUUAUCAAAAUUGGUAAAAGAUACUGAAUCAAUGUCAGGAAGUCAUGCUUUUAUGUCAUUUGCCUGUCGAUUACGUUCUAACAAGUAUUUGACGGGUGAUAGAUGUGGUUGGAGGCCGUGGAUUCAGCGAUGGAACCACGAAAAAUCGACUGUAUUCAGAAAAGAAUUAUGGUGCCAGAUAAAUAACAAAUUAAUCAUAUUAGGUGAAAUAUUAACGAAACAAUGUAAUUUUUAUGCAUCUCAAAGACUGAGAAGAACGUCUCAGAUUUGGUAUUUAUAUACUAAACUUUACAACGAAAAGAGUUUUCAUCGUUUUGUAACGAAAAUUGUUAAACAAUUACGUUUUGAUAAGAAGAAGCCAGUUGGGAUGUUAUUAGGUGCCUGCUUAUUUUCAUGGGAUAAAGUUAAAAUUACUCACGAAGAAAUAAAUAGGUAUGUGGAAGAAUUUGAUAAAAUAGGAAAUGAUGUAUCUAAAUCUUUGAAGUAUUGUCAUAAUAAGUCAAAUAAAAUUGCCUUUGAUGAAGGAUGGGAACCAGUUAUUUCUAAAGAGAAUUUGUUUUUAUGGAGAAAAUCAAUGCCAGGAACAUAUUUAUAUGAAUAUAAAGUAUAUGGAUCAUUUUUUGAUAUACCACCUCGAGUAUUUUUCCAUGUUCAGAAAGACACUGAAUAUCGAAAGAAAUGGGAUAAACUUGUAAUUAAAUUAGAUAUUAUUGACAGAGAAGGUGAAGAUGGUAAUGAAGUGGUUCAUUGGGUUAUGCAUUAUCCUAAAGACACUGAAUAUCGAAAGAAAUGGGAUAAACUUGUAAUUAAAUUAGAUAUUAUUGACAGAGAAGGUGAAGAUGGUAAUGAAGUGGUUCAUUGGGUUAUGCAUUAUCCUAAUAUGAAAUUUUUACAGAUUGAUUACUCUAAUAAUGUAAUGGUCCUAGUUUCUCGAGCUGCCGAUCAUCCUUCCUGCCCACCAAACAAUAAAUAUGUUAGAGUCACUAAUUACAGUUCUAGAAUGGUCAUAAAACCUCAUAGAGGAUUUGAUGAGAAUGGCUUUGAUUAUAUCUUGACUUACUUUGAUGAUCCCCAAGCAGCAUUUCCAUCUCCUGCUUACAACUGGAUGGCAUCCUCAGGGGUUCCUGACUUCGUUGAAAAACUGCAUGCUGCAGCCCAAGAACUCUAUCGUCAUUCUUGGUCUCAUUCUGUGGUCUCUUCAUCAAAUACCUGCCCUUCUAAUGGAAUUCAAUAUGCUUAUGCUUAACUGAAUCUGAAAAAUAUGAACCAUACAUAAAUAUGAGAAUUCAUCAAAAGGAAUUUGAAAUAUUAAAAAUAGGUUAGAUGUACAUGUUAUUAUUUUUAUGAAAACUAGAAUAAGAGAAUUAAAAGUUUUCAUUUUACUCCCAUACCAAUGUUUUACCAUAAAAUUUUUUAAAUGUAGUCAAUUUGUGCCAUCUCAUUAGACAUAUAGCCUAGUAUUUAUAAUUUUAUAUUACCUGUAGUUUUCUCUUAAAUGAAAACUGUAGGGCUUAUUAUAAAUCUCUCAAUGAAUUUCUUACAUAAUCUUGAAAAGACAAUUUUAUUCUACUCCUGCCAAGAUUAAAAAAAAUGUUUUCAUACUUGAAUUUAUAAUAAUCAACAGCUUAACAGUGGGUUUAUUAUAGAUUAUAUUAUUGUGAGAUAAUAAGAUGGAUAGUAGUUAUACUGUAUCUAUAAUCUGAGAAAAUGUUGAAAAUAAAAAUAUUUACUGAAAA
Centruroides sculpturatus (bark scorpion) is the source of this 1899-nucleotide messenger RNA. RefSeq names its product stAR-related lipid transfer protein 7, mitochondrial-like. The record is from RefSeq and is a predicted model, not a curated record. The transcript has 8 exons. NCBI's taxonomy places the organism in Eukaryota, Metazoa, Arthropoda, Arachnida, Scorpiones, Buthidae. The coding region runs from base 195 to 1409 and encodes 404 amino acids. Gene Ontology annotation, molecular function: lipid binding.